AUGUGGCUCCCAAAGGUGAAGACUGCAAAGAAGGGAGCAACAAAAAAUGGGUUGGUAGCAGUUGCAGUAGACAAAGAUAAAGGAAGUCAAUAUGCAUUGAAAUGGGCAGUUGAGAAUCUUCUUUCUAGAGGCCAAACUGUUCUUCUAAUCCAUGUUGUUCAUAAAUCAGUAUCAAACCCUUCAACUCAUGGUCACGAUCGUCUGCGAUCGGAAAAGUCAACUACAAGCAAAGAUGUUUUCCUCUCAUGUCAUUGCUAUUGCACACGUAAAGAUAUAUUCUGCUUUGAUGUCGUACUCCAUGACAUUGAUAUGGUGGGAGCAUUAACAGAAUAUGUAUCUUAUGCCGCAAUCGAAAAUCUGGUUCUUGGUGCCCCAUCAAGGAAUGGAUUUAUUAGACGCUUCAGAACAGAUGUUCCUAGCAGUGUGUCUAAAGCUGCACCAGAUUUCUGCACGGUAUAUGUCAUCUCCAAAGGGAAGAUUUCGUCGGUUCGAAACGCCUCUCACUCGGCUACAUAUACUUCUCCAUUGUUAAGUCAAAUAGAGAAUCAAAACCCUAAUAUUUCUUCUAAUCAAACUAGCAGAAGUCUUAGAGUAGAGAGGACACAGUCCAAGCUUCGCACCCCAGUUCAUGAUGAUAGAGUAAAGUCACCUUUUGGAAGAAGAGGUUACGGGAAGCCAUUGUCAGAUUUUCCAGAACAAGAAACUGAUAUAUCAUUUGUCAGCUCUGGCAGGCCAAGCACAGAUCACCGAUCUUCUUUCUUCUUAAACUAUAGUGAAUCAGUGCCAAACUCAAGGCCUUCCACCAGCUCAGAUUAUGGUAUUGGCUCACUUUGUUUGGGAAUCAAGCUCAACAAUCAGAUUUCGAUGCCUGAUAUGUCUCCAGGUUCACAAGGAAGUGACAGACUGUCUUGUUCAUGUUCAUAUUCAUCCCAGAACAUGGAAGAUAUGGAAGCAGAACUGAGGAGGCUGAAAGUGGAACUAAAGCAAACAAUGGACCUGUAUAAUACUGCAUGUAAAGAAGCACUUAAUGCAAACCAAAAGGUACUGAAAAUUCAUUUUCAAUUCAUAUUUUCCAAAUAUGCUGAGCUAUGUAACCACAUAUUUAACCAGGCUAGGUCAAUGGUGGAGCAAGAGAGAGCUAAGUACAAGGCGGCAAUGGAAGCAGCUGAGGCUGCAAAAAGAAUUGCAGAGUUGGAGGCACAGAGAAGAGUGACUGCUGAAUCAAGAGCUCUUCAAGAAUCAGAGGAAAUGAAAAAGGUCUGGGAUACGCUAGCUGAAAAUGGUAUGAAAUAUAGACGAUAUACUAUUGAGGAGAUUGAAACAGCAACAGAAAACUUCUCUGAAUCUCGCAAGAUAGGCGAAGGAGGGUAUGGCCCCGUUUACAAAUGCUAUCUUGAUCAUACGCCAGUCGCUGUAAAGGUUCUACGGCCGGAUGCAGCUCAAGGAAGCUCACAAUUUCAGAAGGAGAUUGAAGUACUAAGCUGCAUAAGGCAUCCUAACAUGGUACUCCUCCUCGGAGCCUGUCCCGAGUAUGGCAUUCUAGUUUAUGAAUAUAUGGCUAAAGGAAGUCUGGAUGAUCGUCUCUUCCAGCGAGGAAAUACCCCAGUGCUUUCUUGGCAGAUCAGAUUCCAAAUUGCUGCAGAGAUUGCUACAGGUCUACUUUUUCUCCAUCAAAGCAAGCCAGAGCCGCUGGUUCACCGUGAUCUCAAGCCAGCAAACAUUUUGCUAGACCAAAAUUAUGUUAGCAAAAUAAGUGAUGUUGGAUUAGCCAGGUUACUCCCUACUGUCGCUGAGAAUGUAACUCAAUAUCGAAUGACUUCCAUGGCCGGAACAUUUUGCUACAUCGAUCCUGAGUAUCAACAAACAGGAAUGCUGGGUGUAAAGUCUGAUCUGUAUUCUCUAGGAAUUUUGCUUCUGCAACUUCUUACAGCAAAAAAACCAAUGGCUUUAGCUCAUCAUGUUGGGGAAUCUAUCAAGGAAGGAACAUUCAAAGCAAUGUUGGAUCCUGGAGUGCCUGACUGGCCUGUUGAAGCUAGUUUUUCGCAACAACCAUAA
Molecule: messenger RNA, 2055 nt
Organism: Carica papaya (papaya)
Lineage: Eukaryota; Viridiplantae; Streptophyta; Magnoliopsida; Brassicales; Caricaceae
Source: RefSeq, a predicted model, not a curated record